CUCACCACAUUUAACAAUGUGGCUACAAAAGCAGAACACGUCCUUGUCUGACUGAAGAGCAGAAUGCCCGGUCUGAUGUAUACAGGCAUGUGUCAUCUGACGCGUAGACUCUUUCACACAUGGGUAUACAAUCAAUCUUUAAUUCCACGCAACAGAAAGGUUGCUUUAACAUUUCCAAAGACGUUCCUCUUUUUAAAACCUGCUAAAUCGAUGCAGUCCACAAUGCUAUCUACACCUAAGUCACUUGCUGGUGAAAAGAACAUUGUUCUUCUUGGUGCUCCUGGUGCAGGGAAGACAACAGUAGCAGUGUUUGUUGGUCAGAUUACUGGCCUUCACGUGAUACAUAUUAAUGACAUACUUGAAAAGACAUGGCAUAUGAGUGUUGCUCAGAAGCUGCAGGAGGUUGGUGAGGAACUGUUUUUGCAAGAGGAGGGAGAAAUCCUUCAGAAGCUUUCAACAGUCAGAAGUGUUAUUUCUCUUACUGGGUCCAAUCCUAUGCAUCCCUCUAGUAUGUACCAUGUUAAAAAGAAUGGAAUAGUUGUUUACCUUGAUGUACCUCUUGAAGAUAUACUGGAAAGACUUGGAGGGAUGAAUGUCAACCAUAUUGUUGGGCUGAGGCCCGGUGUUUCAAUGCAAGAAAUAUUUCGGUACAGACAACAAUUUUACCACCAGUGGUAUGAUGUACGUGUCCUCUGUCAGGCUGGUGACACAGCUGAAGCAGUUGCUGUGAAGGUACUUGAUGGUAUAAAGAGAUAUCAAGACUCUAAAUCAGGAAUAUUUCUUUCCACAAGAAGUAUAGAUAAUAACGUUGAGUUCAUGCAAAACCCCAGCUUCUUCACUGAUGUUGUUAUCGAAGGCAUGGCUUUAGAUGGAGGUCUCUUUGUGCCUGCAGAUCCAUUUCCAGAAUUGACUGCUGGAGAGUGGCAAAGAUUGGUUGAAGCUUCUUACACUGAACGGGCACAAGUCCUCCUCGAGAAGUGUAUCCAUCCUAAUGAUGUGCCAGCUGUCAUUCUGCGAGAGAUGGUGAUGAAAGCAUAUGGACAGAACUUUUCUUGUAAUGAGAUAGCACCUGUCAGACAUUUGAGUGGCAGCCAGUUUCUUCUUGAAUUGUUUUAUGGACCCACAGCUUCCUUCAUGGACUUUGCAUUGCAGAUGUUACCACAGCUAUUUGCAUAUUGUAUGCCUAGAACUUGCAAUUAUCUAAUUCUAGUAGCUACAUCUGGGGAUACAGGGAGUGCUGUUUUGGAUGGUUUCCUUCGCCUCAGUGAUACUGACAAACAAAGAAUUGCAAUUCUCACAUUCUUCCCUGAAGAGAGAAUUAACCAGCUUCAGAAGGCACAGAUGAUUAGUUACAAAGCAGAAAAUGUAAGGUCUGUUGGUGUUAAGUCUAACCUUGAGUUCUGUCAAACGAUUGUAAAACAGAUAUUCACAAAUCCUGUCUACACAGGCUUCCUAACUGUUGAAUAUGGUACAGCUUUGUGUACUGCAAACUCAACAAACUGGGCUUGUUUGCUGCCACAGGUCGUCUAUCAUGCCUCUUCUUAUCUUGAUCUUAUUAACCAAGGUGUAAUUACCUUUGGAGAUCCAAUUGAUAUUUGUAUUCCCACAGGUAACUUUGAUAAUAUAUUGGCAGCGGUAUAUGCAAAAUGUAUGGGGAUUCCAAUUCGUAAAUUUAUUUGUGCUUCUAAUCAAAGUAGCACACUGACUGAUUUCAUAAGGACUGGCAAAUAUGAUUUGAGGCAUGGAAAUGUGACUGCUUUUCCUCCGACAUUAGAUGUUCUGAAAGCCUCCAACAUUGAAAGAUAUUUACACCUUGUUUCACAAGGUAGUGGAUUGCUGAUGACCAAGCUAUUUUCCCAGCUUGAAGAACAAUAUUACUUUCAGGUGCCAAAUCCUUUACUUGAGAGAAUUCAACAUGAUUUUGUGUCAGACUGGUGUUCGGAGGGAGAGUGUCUAGAUGCUAUCUACUCUGUUUAUAGAUCCACAGGUUACAUUCUGGAUCCAGACACUGCUAUGGCAAAAGUGGUAGUGGAUCGUCAACAUGAUGGGACCUGUCCUGUUGUUGUUGUGUCAACAGCUCAUCCUUGCAAGUCAGCAGCCGCUGUGCUGCAGGCUUUAAAGGUUAAAGAAAAAAGUCAGCAACCCAUUGAUCAACUGCAGAUGUUGAACUCCUUAAACUCCAUGCCUUUAAUUCACAGUGCUGUGCUGGAAAGGAUUAGAAAGGCUCACACCCAGGAUAACCAAGUAUGUCCAGCUGAUCCAAGUGACAUUAUGGACAAUAUAGAAAGAUUUAUUUAUCAGAAAUUCAUGUGUGUGGCUUAAGUUUGUUCAUGCUUUGAUAUUGACCUGUAAAUUCCUAACUCAUCAUGAUCCAAGGUUGAAGAAUUUUUUCUGCUUGAAUAUUUCCACAUUUAAAAAUACAGAAUCAUUGUAUGUUGCUGGAGUACAUUUAGUGUUAUCAUGUUAAAAAUUGAUUUGUGAACUUUAGACACCUACAUCCACUGUGCUUUCCUGCUAACAAAUUAUUAAA
Molecule: messenger RNA, 2530 nt
Organism: Rhincodon typus (whale shark)
Lineage: Eukaryota; Metazoa; Chordata; Chondrichthyes; Orectolobiformes; Rhincodontidae
Product: threonine synthase-like 1
Exons: 2
Coding region: 64-2322 (752 amino acids)
Cellular component (GO): cytoplasm
Source: RefSeq, a predicted model, not a curated record